Molecule: messenger RNA, 1923 nt
Organism: Nematocida homosporus
Lineage: Eukaryota; Fungi; Microsporidia
Exons: 1
Coding region: 1-1923 (640 amino acids)
Source: RefSeq, a predicted model, not a curated record
AUGCUUAAUCAACUAAGAAGAUUCGAAUUGGUACUUGUUUUUGUGCUUGUUUGGUGUUUAUUGGCAUUAAACAGUCAAGUUGUGGCCACCGUAGGUGUGUCUACAUAUCUAAUGAAUCAAGUUCUAUCACUAGAAGAAUUAGCGGCCCUCGACUUCCCGUGGGCCAAAAAGACAUUGGAGGACUAUAAGAAUGGGCAGAUAAAGCACAAUGGCUUGCCGCUAGUUGCCUCUACGGAUAUAAAUGCGAAGCGCUUGUUUCUGAGGUACUACUUUUAUCAGCGCCUAGGGCUUUCUUUCGACCGCCAGUCACGAACAGAGUACAUAGCCCAGCACUUGAAAUCUCUAUUCAAGCACCGCGGUUAUACUAUAACUCGUGCCCCGUAUAUCGAAUACGAUCAUGUCCCAAACAUUCUUAUGCUGUACGCUGCACUAAAUCAAGAUCCAGCCCACCCAAACCAAAUCCAAACGACUAUCAAUCCCAAGCAUGAGGUUUUUGUUAAGCACAUCGCUAGCUUUGCUUGUUAUCUAGAGGCUCCCGCCGCCACAAAUAGACUUGAGAUACUAUGUCUUGACGAAACAAAGUACGCCGAGCUCACUGGACAAAAAGAGGACAAAUCUACAGAGACUAUGAAGUUGUAUUCCCUUAUUCAAACCAAGGAAAACCUCCAAACUCUGCGCCGCAGUUUUAUAUUCAACUACAUUCAUCCGCUCAACACAUACCUCUACUGCACCGGUCUCAACUAUCUAUAUGAUGCCGAUAAUAAGACAUUCGUGAUAAUAAAUCACACUGCUGGUGAUUCUGCGAACUUUAUCCCUCAUAAAGUCUGCCAAGUUGCGCGAUUUACCUUUGAGGACGCAGUGCGUCUGCGGUAUGCUCCCGACGAUACAUACACCAUAGUAGCCAAGGAUGUGCAUUUAGAAACCUUCAGAAAGGCAAUCCAGCGGUAUUUGGGCAUUGGCGAGCACAGAAGGUUCUACCGGGAUAACAACAAGAACAUAAGCACUUUUGCCGAGUAUACACAGUAUAAAGAGCUGAAGAAACAGAGCCCCGAGCCAGUUAAACCCAAUAAGGAAGUAAUAGAGAUAGUAGGCGUGACAAAGAUACCAAAAAUUCGCUACAUAGAAGAAGUACCAUACACCACCAGGACGUCCUGGUAUGCAGAUUACUUUUCUAACCUGCCGGGCUGGUCUUGUACGGCACUCAUUCUAAGCGAAUAUAUAUUCUAUUAUUUCCUGAUCUACAUUAUAUUGUUUAUCUUGGCAGCCUUUUGUUGCCUUUUCUUCUCGUGGGGUCUGAUCUCUAAUAUCUUCACUAACCCAGCUCGGGAUGUGUAUUGGAGUAAUAGUCUCUGUUUCGGAUUCAUUGCAAUCGCAACGGUCGCUUUAUUGGGUAAUUUUGGAUAUCAACUGUUUACCCGUUGCAGAUGUGAUGGCUGGACAUUCUCCAAUAUCAUACUUCUGACACUUCUAGGACUAGCACCCGUCUCUGUUGUUGGAUGUCUGAUUGUGUGGACAGUGCUUUAUCGCCGCAGGCCAAGCCUAGGCAGGCAUCUCCACUGGAUACUUUAUUUCCUUUCAUUCCUACUCCUUGAUGCCUUGCUAAUUAUAGAUGACCAUAUCUUUGACGAGUACGCCUAUUGGAUUAUGAACUCGGAUCUUAUAUGUGAAUCGUUCUAUCUCUUUGGCGUGGGACUCCUUAUUGAUCUUUCUAACCUAAGGCUUGAACAAGAGCGAGAACAAGAACAAGGCGAGAACAAAAAAGAACACAGUGUUUCGAUAAUCGCAAUCAAAACAGCCAAAAUAAUAUGUCUUUUUAUUGUGGUGCUAGGGUUGGUUGGGCUAGUGAUUUGGGGUUGUGGUCUGGAUUGUGGUGCGUCAUAUUUGCAAGCUCACCACAAUCGAAAUAAUGGAGGAUUUAAAUAA